Panonychus citri (citrus red mite) is the source of this 3724-nucleotide messenger RNA. RefSeq lists its product as uncharacterized. The record is from RefSeq and is a predicted model, not a curated record. Gene Ontology annotation, biological process: signal transduction. NCBI's taxonomy places the organism in Eukaryota, Metazoa, Arthropoda, Arachnida, Trombidiformes, Tetranychidae.
AAUCGUAAUUAUCACAAUCAACUCAUUCAGUUGUUGUAAUUUCUGUAAUCUUGUUAUUGAUAAAUCGUCAGUCAACUGGUUUGUCGGAUUUAUAAUUUGAUUCUCUGAUUGUGAAAUGUGAAUGGAAGUGACAAAUUAAAAGAUCGAUAAAUUAACCAAAAAAUCAUCAUGGUUGUUUCUGAGAACAACAAAUCACCUUCUCACUUGAUCAAUCUAUUUAAUCAUCACCAUUCAACGAUAUCUUCAUCUUCAUCAUCUUCAACCACCUCACCAUCAUCAUUAACAGUUCCUCGUUCAAAUGAUUCCAGUUUAUUUAAUAACAAUAAUUGUAUCGGGAGAAAAGUUCUCGGUGUUAUAUUGAUCGAUGAAAGGAUGUUAAUCCGUCACAUUUUCGGUGGUCCAGUUAACAGUGGUCACUCAUUUUCAUCACCAAAUGAUCUGAUUGAUUUGGAGUACAAAAAUUAUCUUCUCUUAGGAUCUAUCGUAGUGGACAGAGAGAUGAUGUCCAUUGAUGAACUGCGAAGAUUAAUUUCUGAUCAAAUAGCAAAUCUACCCAAAAGUUAUGCUUUCUUCAGUAAAGAAGGUUGGCCAUUAACUAAAUCACAAGAAACCCAAUUGAAAUUAUGUAACCUGAUAAACAAGAGGAGUCUUGUUUGCAUAAGAAAAGUUUAUGAUAAGCCAAGAAUUGGUGUUCUUACUGAUUCUAAUGAAUAUCUUGGUUCAUUGUUUACCACUUACGAUUGUACAUUAAGUGACCUACGAAGAGCCCUGGACGAUGUACUUCGAGAUUCUGAGAGUAACAUUUCCAAUAAUCAUAAUAAAUUAUCCAAACUGAUUGAUUAUCGUUUUAUUGACCGUAAUGAAUGGCCUGUCCUGCGAUCUCAUGAAGACCAGUUAACACUUUUAGACGUUCUGGUUAAAAAUGUUCACAUUCGACCAAAUUUAAGUAGCUCAUUUUCAUCCUCGUGUCCAGCGAUUAAAGAAGCUCGAGAAGGGACAAAUAUGAUCCUUGAUGGCGAUGGAAAAUCAACUCAUAAGCAGAUCACGACGACUCCUUCGUCCACCGAGGAUCGUAUGGAUGGAUGGAAGGUGGAUACAUGGCGGAGAAGUUCAAAAAAACGAAACAUCAUACGGCGAACAACGUUCCGACGAAAUCGACCUAUGGUCGAGGUUAAGGCCAGUAAGAAAAACAAGACCACGGGUAAAACGAUAAUGAUCAGUUAUUGUCGGCAAGAAGCUUAUCAAUAUGCGAUUGACCUGAAAGCGGAAUUAGUUUCUAACGGGUAUUCAGUUUACUUGGAUAAAGAUGAGAUACGAACGGGAACCGAUUGGGCUGACGAUCUAAACGAAGCGGUAAAAAACUGUGAAGUUUUCAUUCCCUUGAUAACACAACUUUACGGUCGAACCCAGUGGACCAACCGUGAGGUCAAAUUAGCCGAUCUUUUGAAUAAGAAGAUCAUUCCGAUCAAUUUUCUUGACCAUUGGCCACCUGAAUGUUUGGCCAUACAAUUUGCGACCAUGCAAUGUAAACCCUGGAGACCGGUUGAUGUUGAUUUCACGCUGGCACAAAACGGAAUGGAGAAUGAUAAAAUGUUCUGGCCUCGACCUUGGUUAAAAGCUCUGGUCAAGGAGAUUUGUAAAGAGAUACCAAGAGACACCGAGUCAACCAGUUUACCAAGCGAACCCACUGACACCAAAUUGAUCGCCAUCUCUGCCCACCCCACCCAAGCCAAUCUGGUGAAUAAGAUAAAAACUUACCUUGAACAACACGAUCUACACAUUUGGACUUCCAUUGAAAUAGCGGAAGAAUGUGACCUUACCCCGAUGACACCUUCGUGUUUACCAACAAUCGAAGAAGGUGUCAACGAGUGUAGUUUCAAUGAAGCUCGAUGGACCCACGAUACUCACGGUGGACGUAACAAGAGGCCAGUUUCCCUUCCCGUCGAUCCCAACAUUGAUUUUGCUCAUAAAAAGAAACCCGUUCAACGACAAACCUCAACCGUCUCUACUUUGGCCACAAUUGGACCCGAAAAGUUGGAAAAGUUUAAAGAAUUUCACUCAAAGGUUCGAAACGCCGGUGCGGUCAUCAUAAUAGCCUCAAAAGCUUAUUUCAAUUCGAAAACUUCUCAGCAACAUGUUUACUAUUGUGAACAACGAAAACCAAUGAUUCUGGUUCGAGCUGAGGACGUUUCGCCUCCUCCAUGGUUUAGUAAUUUUCGAGGAGAUGAACUUCCAUUGGAUGUCGAUAAUCCUUGUUUUCUAGAUGUACUUAAAGGACGAAUCAAUCGGAUUCUUGACCCUUGCGCUAAAACCGAUGCAUGGGAACUUCAAGAGGCCAAAAUUCAAUAUCUUCUCAAUUAUAUGAAGAAAAAUUUACCUGAUUUAGAUACCUGUGUAUAUAUUAUCGGCUCUACGAGUGUUACCUGUCCGCGAACUGAGUCAAUCUGUAAAGCGGUCGGUAAAGAAUUGACCAAAGUAGAUGGACUAACGGUGGUCACUUGCGGCUUUUACGGGGCAAGUCACUUGUUGGCCCAAUCGUUUUUCGACGAAAAAGGAAAACGAGACGCACCUCGAAAUCGCAAAGCUUAUACUAAUCAAUUCCAAUCAUCAGUUGUCCAUGUUUUACCUUUAAAAGAUUCUUGUGAUUUUAGUAAACAAAGUAAACAACUUGACGAUGGAUCAUUUGAAUCACUUUCCUAUGGAGAAACUUUAUUUUUAGGUGAAUCAAUGAAGGAAAGAGACACCGCAAUCGCCCGACUAUUGGAUACCUGUAUUCUGAUUGAGGGUGGACCGGAAGCAGCUCAUGAAGCUCAAGAGUUUAUCUGGAAUGAUCAUUACGUCAUACCGAUUAGUAGUACAGGAGGUGCAGCAUCCGGUAAAUAUUUCACACCGAGGAAAGUGUUUGACAAGCCUCAUGUUGUCGAUCAAGGUGAUUGGAAAAUGUUGGAAGAUAUCGAUGCAACUCCCGAAGAAGUGGCUCAAACAACCGUUCAGAUCAUCAUGAAGAUCAAAGAAUCAAUUUCGCUUCAACGACAAGUUCAAAAUGCUACGAAAACCAAAGCAAAAGGAAGAUCAUUUAGACGAACAAUUAAUAAAACGGAAAAGGUUGAAAACGAUGCUACCUUAAUUAGUAAAAAGAUAAUCGCUAAUGAAGAGGAAACAUCGAAAAAAGUUUUACCGGUUAAGACAAAUUUAUCUAUGGAAAAGGAGAAAAGUCGAUGGAGUAAAUUUUCCAAUUUUAUCAGUUUCGCUUCUCAAAGAUGUUGAUUGAGGAAGAAUCAACAAUUCUGAGGACAAUUAGUUGAUAAAUUGAUUGGAAAAUCAAUUGAUUUUCUUGGUAUAUCAGUUACUUUCUCUCUCUCUUUCUUUUCCAGACAAAUGGAGACUGGAAAUUAUUCUGAUUGAAUUGAGUUAAUCAAAAAUCAAUUUCAAAUUUAUAAACCAUCUUGAUAAUCCAAUUAUAUUUUCAUUCAUGUUAACAAUCAACUUAAUCACAAUUGUUAAUCAGUUGAAAAGAUCAUUCAACGAUCUGAUGUGUUCACUUGAAAUUAACCCUCAAGCCUGGAAAAUUGUAAUCAGAUAAAUUGUAAAUUUGAUUAACUACUUUACAAAUUGAUUCCCCAUUGUAAAAGCCUCUAUUUUUAACAAAGAGAAAAAGUAGAAAUUUAAACAAUUAGUUGUAAUUAAAUGUUAUAAAUGAAAAUUAGAAGAAAAAAAAAUCUAA